AUGGGCGCCUACAUUGCCAAGAUGCUGCUUCCCACCGUCAGCAGCGUGGUGUUCCUGCCUGCCGCCAGCGUGGCCGCCAAGCGGGGCUUCCAUAUGGAGGCCAUGGUCUACUUCUUCACCAUGUUCUUCAGCGCGAUCUAUCACGCUUGCGAUGGGCCGGGCCUUGCCAUCCUGUGCAUCAUGAAGUACGACAUCCUGGAAUACUUUAGCGUGUACGGCACGGCGCUGUCCAUGUGGGUCACACUCAUCGCUCUGGGCGACUUUGACGAGCCUCAGCGUUCCAGCGUGACCAUGUUUGGAGUUCUGAGCAUCGCAGUCCGGAUCUACCAGGACCGCUGGGGAUACGGGAUCUACUCGGGUCCCAUCGGAUCGGCCGUCUUCAUCAUCACCGUCAAAUGGCUUCAGAAGAUGAAGGAGCUGCGUGCCGUGUACCCUGACAAGCGCGUUUACACUCAGCAGGUCGGUCCUGGCUGCUGUUUCGGCGCCUUGGCACUCAUGCUGCGCUUCUACUUCGAGGAGUGGGACUACGCCUAUGUACACAGCUUCUACCACCUGUCGCUGUCUGUCUCCUUCGUCUUGCUGCUGCCCAAGAAGAACCGCUACGCCGGCUCAGGCCACAACGCCGCCAAGCUCAGCUGCUGGACGCUAUGCUGCUGCAGCAUGUCUCCGGGCUCCUACAAGGAGAAGAAAGAAACGCCGGAGAAAAAAGAUAUGUCGGAGAAGCAAGACACGUCAGAGAAGAAAAACACACCAGAAAAGAAAGACAUGCUGAAGAAGGAGAAGAAGAAGAAGAAGACGUCGGCAUGCCGCUCACUUUUGAACGCCCUCACUGCAUCCGAGGAGACCCCCACAUUGCCCCUCUUCUCGCCCCCGCCCUCCACACCUGUCAAAGGCACCAGCAUCAGCAAGCUGAAGGAGAUGAACGGAUGGAAGUGA
Messenger RNA from Phycodurus eques (leafy seadragon), 936 nucleotides. It is a transcript of the gene mymk, whose product is annotated as myomaker, myoblast fusion factor. Bases 1 to 936 code for a protein of 311 amino acids. The record is from RefSeq and is a predicted model, not a curated record. Gene Ontology annotation, cellular component: plasma membrane. Lineage: Eukaryota; Metazoa; Chordata; Actinopteri; Syngnathiformes; Syngnathidae. The transcript has 6 exons.